This is a messenger RNA of Ricinus communis (castor bean), 2102 nucleotides long. Its product is annotated as O-fucosyltransferase 38. NCBI's taxonomy places the organism in Eukaryota, Viridiplantae, Streptophyta, Magnoliopsida, Malpighiales, Euphorbiaceae. The coding region runs from base 167 to 1741 and encodes 524 amino acids. The transcript has 11 exons. The record is from RefSeq and is a predicted model, not a curated record. Gene Ontology annotation, cellular component: cytoplasm; nucleus.
GUUCGUAAUCUGAAACAGUUGACAAAGUUCGGUUUCAGAUUUGAAGGGUCUAGAGUUUGUGGUUCGAACAGGGCGUUUGGGCAGUUCUACUUGUUAUGACUUGCCUAAGUAAAUCCGGUGUUAUUAUAGCUGUAGAAAUGAAAGGAGAGAUGUAGUAGCGGCGAAGAUGGUAAACAGCAGAGUGUAUUCUCACAUGAAAAGCUCAUCACCAGCGUCAGCAUCAGCUAGAUUCCUCUCAAGAAGACCUUCUCCUUCUUCCGUUACUCUUUACAUAAUCAUUCUUUUUGCAUUUUCACUCUUUAUUUUUCUUUUUAACACAAGAGACAUACUGGAAAAUGAGCCCAUACCUCACUUCUCUCAAGAUUCUCAUUCUCAAACUCAACCUAAUUCUCCGUCUCAAAAUCAAUCCAAAUCUCAUUCUCACUCUGAUCAGAUGCCUGUUGAACAACUGCAGAAUACUCCUCUCAAUUAUGGUUUACACCCUUGUGUCAAUCCUACACUCAAAUUUAAAGUUGCUCAAGGAUGGGAUCGCUACAUGACUGUAAGAAGCAAUGGAGGACUAAACCAAAUGCGCACUGGUAUUGCAGACAUGGUGGCUGUUGCGCACAUCAUGAAUGCAACAUUAGUCAUUCCCCAACUGGAUAAACGUUCAUUCUGGCAAGACUCAAGUACUUUUCCAGAUAUAUUUGAUGAGCUUCAUUUCAUUACGAGCUUACAAAAUGAUGUAAGAAUUGUUAAGGAGCUACCCAAAGAACUAGAGUCUCUUCCUCGGGCCAGGAAACACUUCACUUCCUGGUCAGGCAUGGGUUAUUAUGAAGAGAUGACACGAUUAUGGAAGGAAUUUCAGGUAAUUCAUGUUCCAAAAUCAGAUUCACGCCUUUCAAACAAUGAUUUGCCUCUUGAUAUCCAGAGGUUAAGAUGCCGAGCUCUAUAUCAUGCUCUUCGCUUCUCUCCUCCAAUUGAGAGCCUGGGAAAGACGUUGGUGGGGCGGCUGAGAUCACGUGGUGGAAGAUACAUUGCUCUUCAUCUAAGAUAUGAGAAGGAUAUGCUUUCUUUCACUGGAUGCAAUUAUGGUCUGACAGAGGCUGAAUCUGAGGAGCUACGACUAAUGAGGGAGAGUACAAACCAUUGGAAGGUUAAAAAGAUAAACUCAACUGAACAGAGAGAGGCAGGAUUUUGUCCUUUAACUCCAAAGGAGGUGGGAAUAUUUCUUCAGGCUCUUGGUUAUUCUCCAUCAAUGAUAAUUUACAUUGCAGCUGGGGAAAUUUAUGGCGGUGAAUCUCACCUUUUAGAGCUUAUGGCUCGGUUCCCAAAUACAGUUUUCAAGGAAACAUUAGCAACACCAGAGGAGUUAAAGGCAUUUGCUAAGCAUGCAUCUCAGACAGCAGCACUUGAUUAUAUUAUUUCUGUAGAGAGUGAUGUGUUCGUUCCAUCACACUCAGGUAAUAUGGCCAGAGCAGUCGAGGGCCACCGGAGAUUCUUAGGGCAUCGCAAGACAAUUACUCCAGAGAGAAGAGGACUUGUUAAACUUUUUGAUAAGCUAGAAAGUGGACAGAUGAAAGAAGGGCCGACAUUUUCAAACAUUGUUCAGGAGAUGCAUAAGAACAGGCAAGGAGCUCCAAGGAAAAGAAAAGGUCCACUGCCAGGAAUAAAAGGUCGGGCACGUUUAAGGACUGAAGAAUCAUUUUAUGAGAAUCCAUAUCCUGAAUGUAUUUGUAGAUCAAAAAAGGGUAGUCUGUAAUAAAAUUGAGAAGGCCAGCUUGCAUUCCGCCCAAUUUUCAGAGGCGAAGAAGGAUGCUUUGUGCAGGGGGAUCGAAAUUAACACAAGGGCUUGAUAAUUACCAAGUCAAAAUUGGCUGAGCCUGACCAGUAGUCAGUUCUUAGAUUAUCUAAAUUGUUAGGAUGGUGAAGCCGCCAACAGGUGGAUGGCCCUGCAUUUAGUUGUUUUUUUGGACUGUCACUCUUCUUCUGAAGAAGAUUGGAAAAGGGGAAAAAAUUAUGUAGCACCUUGUCGACUUUCUUGUAUAGUAUUAUAUCUUUUUGUAUUCCACAAUAUUAAAUUUAUAUGGAUUACCAGAGGAUGUUAUCCUACAACUUAUGAA